This is a messenger RNA of Homarus americanus (American lobster), 933 nucleotides long. RefSeq lists its product as uncharacterized. Gene Ontology annotation, cellular component: membrane. The annotation marks the transcript as partial. NCBI's taxonomy places the organism in Eukaryota, Metazoa, Arthropoda, Malacostraca, Decapoda, Nephropidae. The transcript is spliced from 6 exons. The record is from RefSeq and is a predicted model, not a curated record.
AAAGCUGGGCAACUUUAAGCUGUUCUUCUCUGGGGUGGUGGCUGUAUCGGGGAUGCUGUCACUCCUCCUGCUGGUGAUUCCUGGGGUGCCCAUCCCUCCCGGCGUCGCUCUCACCCUCAUCACCGACCACCACCAGUCUGAACUCCCCAAUCGUCAAGUGAUCCACAGACUGGCGGAGGUGCUACCGAAGGCUGAGACAGGUAACACUGUGGACGCCGAGUACCUGCAGUUUAUCGUCAUCACCAACCAGACGGGGUGUGACUUUUACGACGAGUACCAGACCUUUAUGGACGGUAUUAACAACAUCAACAUAGGGUCGGCAGCUCCCACAGCCUCGGUCAACAUCACCAGCAUCCUGAAGGCCAAGAACUUCUCCCUGAUGGCCGUCACCACCCACCACCCGCUCUUCUGUCCAGACAACGUUCCUCUACGUCCACUCUCCAAGGGCGCUGAGGACCUCCUGCCAGAGAUCCUGGUGGACUACAACAUGACUGGCCUCAACCGGACGGUGAACGGGAGUGUGGCCGAGACGAAGGAGGACAUGUGGUGGAGGAAAGGGUGUGAGGUGGAGGUGCCGGGCCUGUGUGAGCCGAGCCACCAACUCUUCAUCGGCGCCGAGAGUCUCAGUUUCUGGACCUACCUCUUCGCCCGCAGCAUCCUCAACGGCGCCCUCAAUGCCGCCUUCGCUCUCUUCGAGGGCGCCACGCUCUCCUUACUUAAAAAACACGGUGGAGACUACGGCUUACAGAGGGUGUGGGGGUACAUAGGCUGUAUGGUGUUCACGCCUUUCUCCGGUUGGCUCAUCGACACCAUGAGCUUCGACGUCAACUACCCUGACUAUCGGCCAGCGUUCUACCUGUUCGUGGGGCUGCAGGGCUUGGGGCUGGUGGCGCUCUCUGUAGACCUCAGUUCAAGACGCCGUGUGAGCAAUAC